This is a messenger RNA of Ceratosolen solmsi marchali, 389 nucleotides long. Its product is annotated as cytochrome c oxidase assembly factor 5. Gene Ontology annotation, biological process: mitochondrial respiratory chain complex IV assembly. The record is from RefSeq and is a predicted model, not a curated record. Gene Ontology annotation, cellular component: mitochondrion. Bases 46 to 291 code for a protein of 81 amino acids. Lineage: Eukaryota; Metazoa; Arthropoda; Insecta; Hymenoptera; Agaonidae. The transcript is spliced from 4 exons.
AAAUAGAAGAUUUAUAUUAUUAUCACUUUUUUAAAGUGUAUUAAUAUGGAAUAUUCUCAACCGAACGAAAGAUUAAAGGAUAAAUCAAAAUGUGCCAAUUUUCGUGCACAAUUAAAAAUGUGCUUACUUCAAACCGAUUGCUGUAAAGUACAUAAAAUAACACCUCGAGAAUGUUUAUUAUCAAAACAUGAAUCUGUUCCCGAGCAGUGUUAUAUCUUGAAAAAUACCUUUUUUGAGUGCAAGAGAUCCAUUAUUGAUGCAAGAAGAAGAUUUAGAGGUCCAAAACAGUAAAUACCAAAAUAUUGAAUUCCGAUAAAUGUGCAAAAUUUUGGUGCCUUGGGAAAUUAAAAGCACACCGACGGUCGAUAAAGUCCGAUGUAACCGCAGAG